AUGUAUGGCCUAACGGUCGCCUCGUCCAACACCAAGAUCUUAGUCCUUCUCAACAAAGCUCUGGCUAAACAAAUCAACUGUUUUUGUCCAACACUAAGAUUGUCCCCGCCUUCAGAGAUCUCAUGGCAUCUCAUGAUUAAUAAUCUAUGUUUUAUAUCUAUAAUAAGUAAAGAGUACGGACGUAAGUCGAGUAAUUUUGUCAAAAUCGAAGAAAGCUUUGAGUCUCUCAUAGGAAUACAUUACUCGACUUACGUCCGUACUCUUUCCGAUAAUUCAAUUGUAAAUAAUAAUAUUAUCAGCAAAAUGGCUGCCAACCAAUCAACAGGGAGGGGUGGGUUCGGAGAGGUAUAUCACGUGAGGCACAUGAUUGAAGGGGAAGAGUAUGCGGUUAAGAUUGUCAAGUUCCUUGACAUUUAUGGCGAUCACGAAAGACAGGGAAUAUUAAAAGAAGUUCAAAAUUUAGUUAAAUUGCGCUCAGAUUUUGUGGUGAAUUAUCGCAACUCAUGGCGUGAAGACAAUCAUCUGUUUAUUCAAAUGGAUUAUUACAAACAAAAUCUACAGACGAUUAUCGAUAAUAAGCACAUUGUAUUCGAGAGACAAACGGGAGAACCGAUGAAAAUAUUUGAAUAUUUUAUUUCGUGUGAAAUACUUAGAGAACUCGUAGAAAGUGUAAAGUAUUUACACGACUCGUGUCCACCGGUUAUCCAUCGGGACCUCAAACCGUCAAAUGUUUUGAUUUCACAAAAUAGUAAAAACACUCGGUUUAUACGGUUGUGUGACUUAGGAUUGGCCACCACUCACUCCAUGACAUCCAUGAGCCACACCUCUAAUGUCGGAACCGCACAAUAUAUGGCACCCGAAAUAUUUCAACCCCGAUAUACAAUCAAAGUAGACAUCUAUAGUCUGGCAGUCAUUGCGUUUCAUUUGUUUGAUUUAUUCAAUAUGUAA
Medioppia subpectinata is the source of this 948-nucleotide messenger RNA. Lineage: Eukaryota; Metazoa; Arthropoda; Arachnida; Sarcoptiformes; Oppiidae. The record is from the annotation of a GenBank genome assembly.